AUGGUGCUGCAGCAGGCAGCAAUUCUGGGAACCCAGCCCCAGCAGUCUGAGCUACCUUCUCCUCUGUCACUGCCGCAGGGCCAGGGAGGGAGCUGGAAAUCUGGUGUUUUCGUGCCCCCAAAGGACUGGACGGAAACCACUGCUACUGCUGAGGGUGGGAAAUAUGAGCAGCCUGUGUCCCUCACAGCUCGUGGCCUGCCUCAGCAGUGGCCACCCUGCCCAGUGGCAGGCUCCCAGUGCCUGCCUGAAAAUUCUGCUAGAACAGGAGAUCACCUUGCCUCUCCCUAUCAUGGCAAUGAUAUGGGAAAUGAUGAUGCCAUCGGAGGGAAUGUGAGCAAAUAUAUAGUGCUUCCAAAUGGAUACUGUGGACAGCCCAAGAAAGGACAUCUUAUCUUUGAUGCUUGCUUUGAAAGUGGUAAUCUUGGCCGGGUGGACCAGGUCUCUGAAUUUGAGUAUGAUCUAUUCAUUAGGCCGGAUACCUGUAAUCCACGCUUCCGAGUUUGGUUCAACUUUACUGUUGAAAAUGUGAAAGAAUCACAGAGGGUCAUUUUCAACAUUGUUAACUUCAGUAAAACCAAGAGUCUUUAUAGAGAUGGCAUGGCCCCUAUGGUGAAAUCUACAAGCAGGCCAAAAUGGCAAAGGCUGCCACCUAAAAAUGUUUAUUACUACCGUUGCCCAGACCAUAGGAAGAAUUACGUGAUGUCCUUUGCCUUUUGUUUUGACCGAGAAGAAGAUAUUUACCAGUUUGCUUACUGCUACCCGUAUACAUACACACGCUUCCAGCAUUACCUUGACAGCCUGCAAAAGAGAAACCUGGAUUACUUCUUUCGGGAGCAGCUGGGCCAGAGCGUGCAACAGCGGCAGCUUGACCUCCUGACAAUAACCAGUCCCGACAAUCUCCGGGAAGGGGCAGAGCAGAAGGUGGUGUUCAUCACAGGACGAGUCCACCCAGGGGAAACACCCUCUUCAUUUGUGUGCCAAGGGAUCAUUGACUUUCUCAUAAGCCAGCAUCCCAUUGCCCGUGUCCUACGGGAACACCUGGUGUUCAAGAUUGCACCGAUGCUCAACCCUGACGGCGUCUAUCUGGGCAAUUACAGGUGUUCUCUGAUGGGGUUUGACCUGAAUCGUCACUGGCUGGAUCCCUCUCCAUGGGCCCAUCCUACCCUGCAUGGGGUGAAACAGCUCAUCAUCCAGAUGUACAAUGACCCGAAAACUAGCCUGGAGUUCUAUAUUGACAUCCAUGCCCACUCCACCAUGAUGAAUGGCUUCAUGUACGGCAACAUCUUUGAGGAUGAGGAACGCUUCCAGAGGCAGGCCAUCUUCCCCAAGCUCCUCUGCCAGAACGCAGAGGACUUCUCCUACUCCAGCACAUCCUUUAACCGGGAUGCCGUGAAAGCGGGAACUGGCCGUCGCUUCCUCGGUGGACUCUUGGACCACACUUCCUAUUGCUACACCCUGGAGGUCUCCUUCUACAGCUACAUCAUUGGGGGCACCACGGCUGCCAUGCCCUACACUGAAGAAGCCUAUAUGAAGCUGGGGCGAAACGUGGCAAGGACGUUUCUGGAUUAUUAUCGGCUGAACCCGCUGGUUGAGAAGGUGGCGAUUCCCAUGCCGAGGCUGCGUGAGGAGAGAAGGUCGGGAGGUGAGCAUCUGUCCUGACUGAGGGCUGGGCCAGAGCUUGAAGUGCUGGGUGUUUUCAUGCCCGCUGGCGGUGAGCCCAGUGAGCAUUUGGGCAGUGACAUCCAAUGACAUCUGGAAUAUGGCCCUGCCUUACCUCUUGGGCUCAUUUCCUACUCUCCCAGUGGUCUACCCUCCUUGAGGGACAUGACCAUGCCCAAAUCCCGGCUCCUGCCAGACUAUUCUUUCUGCUGA
Molecule: messenger RNA, 1872 nt
Organism: Lemur catta (Ring-tailed lemur)
Lineage: Eukaryota; Metazoa; Chordata; Mammalia; Primates; Lemuridae
Gene: AGBL4
Product: AGBL carboxypeptidase 4
Exons: 13
Biological process (GO): proteolysis
Molecular function (GO): metallocarboxypeptidase activity; zinc ion binding
Source: RefSeq, a predicted model, not a curated record